AUGUCUGCACCAGCGGAGACUGUCACCGUCGCGUCCCCCGCCGACUUCCACGUCCAUCUACGACAGGGCGAGAUGGCAGAGGUGGUGACCAAGCACGUCCGCCACGGCGGGUUCUCUCUGGCCUAUGUUAUGGCAUGUCCUCUUCCGGCACUCUUGCUCCCGCCGCUGGGAUGGCUCAUCGCCGCCGACGCUGCAGCGAUCGAUCCGGGAGUCGAGUACCUGAUGACGCUCUACCUCUGCCCUGAGCUCACUCCGGACGAGAUCCGGAAGGCGGCGGGGGCAGGCAUAGCCGGCGUGAAGUCGUACCCGCGCGGGGUGACGACGAACUCGGAGGGCGGGAUCGAGUCGUAUGAAGCGUACUACGGCAUCUUCGAGGCGAUGGAGGAGGUCGGGAUGGUGCUCAACCUGCAUGGGGAGGUGCCGUCGGCGGCGGGGACGAACACGUGCGUGCUGAACGCAGAGCCGGCGUUCCUCCCGCACCUGCGCGCGCUGCACGGGCGAUUCCCGCGGCUGCGGAUCGUGCUCGAGCACGCGACAACGCGGGCGGCGGUCGAGUGCGUGAAGAGCCUCGGGGAGACGGUCGGGUGCACGAUCACCGCGCACCACCUCGCGCUGACGGUGGACGACUGGGCGGGGCAGGCCUGGCACUUUUGCAAGCCGGUCGCAAAGUACCCGGACGACCGCGCGGCGCUGCGGGAGGUCGUCAGCGAAGGCCACCCUCGCUUCUUCCUCGGCUCCGACUCGGCGCCCCACCCGUACGAGAGCAAGGCGGUCGCCUUCCCCACGCAGUCGUGUGCGGCCGGGGUGUACACCUCGCCCAUCCUCCUGCCCCUUGUGGCGCAGAUGCUCGACUCGUUCGGCGCGCUGGACAGGCUCGAGGGCUUCGUGAGCACACACGGCAGGGCGUUUUACAAACGGCCCGUGACGCAGGGCGACAGCGCGGUCGUCCUUCGACGUGGGGUGAGCAAACCGGUAGGGAUCGAGGGGUACGGGUCGGGUGCGACGCAUGUGGUUCCGUUCUGGGCAGGAAAGGAACUGAACUGGGAGAUUGUGCGGGAGUAG
Molecule: messenger RNA, 1062 nt
Organism: Epithele typhae
Lineage: Eukaryota; Fungi; Basidiomycota; Agaricomycetes; Polyporales; Epitheliaceae
Product: dihydroorotase
Exons: 4
Coding region: 1-1062 (353 amino acids)
Biological process (GO): 'de novo' pyrimidine nucleobase biosynthetic process; pyrimidine nucleotide biosynthetic process
Cellular component (GO): cytoplasm
Molecular function (GO): dihydroorotase activity
Source: RefSeq, a predicted model, not a curated record